AUGUCAUCGCUGGAUUAUAUUGCCGAGUUAUCUGCGCAAGAUUAUACGAAAUUAGGCAUUCGAUCUAUUGAAGAUAAACGGAAAUUCAUGGCUUUAGCCCAAGACCUCAAACAACGAAGACAACUGAAAACACAACCCCAGCGUCCAGUGCCACAGCCAACGACGGCAUCACCCACAAAAACCAACGAACGAAUGUUGCAACCACGAAAACGGUCUACGAAUAGUUAUGAUGCAGGCAAAGACAAAAAAGCGCGACGCAUGACGAUGGGUCCUCAGAGCAUCCCGCGUCAUCUACCUUCCAAGUCGCCUGUCAAUAACCGUCGACUGUCAUGUCUUCCAAAACGUGAUGCUGCUCCACUGAUUCGUCGAUCGCCGGUCCGAGCUGGUGUUGGGGCCGUCAUAAAGACCGCCAGCCCAUUGAGACAAAAUAAACCAAGUGCCAAACUUUUGAAAUUCAUGGAGGAAGUCAGUAACACCGCAGACACGACAAAAGAUGUUAUACCAGUUCAGCGAAAUCGGACGCGUUUACUAGACGCUUAUGGUAUACCAAUUACACCUUCAAAACGGCGAUCGAGCCUCGAUCAACUGCAGCCCGUGAGCCACAUGUCCUUUGAAGAAUACGUGAAGCAACGCCAAUCCGGUAAUACGACUGCGACAACAACAACCACCGCCACUACAUCAAAGGUCACAACAACCUACGCAUCGGGUGCAAGUGAUUUGCAACAGCGCAUCCGAGUGUGUGUACGGAAACGUCCGUUGAACAAAAAAGAACUUGCCUUGAAUGAAAAAGAUAUCGCACCUUUAGUAGGUGCACGGACAAUUCAAGUGAAUGCGUCAAAAACCCGUGUAGAUUUAUCCCGCUUUACUGAGCAGCAUUCAUUUACCUUUGACGAGGCUUUUGACAGUUAUUCAACCAACUCUGAGAUCUAUCAACGGACUGCUCGACCGUUGGUCGAUUAUAUCUUUGCUGGCGGGAAAGCGACCUGUUUUGCAUAUGGCCAAACAGGCUCGGGAAAAACCUAUACCAUGCUUGAUCCCCAGCACGGCUUGUAUGUACAGGCGGCAGCUGACAUAUUUUCUAUGUUAAACGAAGAACGAUAUUCCCAUCUAGCAGCAUGGGUUGGCUUUUACGAGAUAUAUCAAGGCCAAUUAUUUGAUCUGCUCAAUCAACGUAGUCGACUGAUUCCCCGUGAAGACGGAAAUAGCAACGUGAUCAUCGCUGGACUAUCCGAAUACCCAAUCAACGAUGUGGAUAAACUGAUGGAGAUCUUUGAUUUUGGUAGUCAAGCGAGAACAACAGGAAAAACGGGUGCCAACAGCAACUCUUCACGAUCUCAUGCCGUUUUGCAAGUUUUGCUGAAACCGAAAGAUGAAUCGACUGUCCAUGGCAAAUUGAGUUUCAUUGAUCUCGCAGGAAGUGAAAGAGGGGCAGAUCGAGGUGAUGCGAAUAACAAGACGAGAAUGGAAGGUGCUGAAAUCAACAAGAGUCUUUUGGCUCUUAAAGAAUGUAUACGAGCACUGGAUCAGGAUAAAAAGCAUACGCCUUUCCGAGGUAGUAAGCUUACUCAGGUGCUACGGGAUUCCUUUGUAGGCAAUUCUCGUACUUGUAUGAUUGCUACCAUAUCACCCAAUAAUAUGAAUAGUGAACAUACAUUAAAUACCUUGCGAUAUGCCGACCGUGUAAAGGAGUUGAAAGGAGAGACGGAUCCUCGGUUAUUACCUGACCCAAAACAUUCUGUAACUGAGCGAGCGGUGGAGAACGGCAUACAGAUGGAAAGGAACGAAGGCUCCAAUGUGCAGUCGACGCCGGAACCUGGUGACAUGAAAGACGAUGCCAAGAGUCUCACCAAUUCCGACGCAAUUUGGGAGAACGAGACGGCCGAAAACUUGCUGGAUGUGGAUUUUCCUAUUGAAGCCAAUGAAGCGCUUAGUACACCUCAAAAUGAACGAUACUGGAAUGUUACCACACCACAACGACAAGAAAAUUAUAUGCGACGACUUUCAACGCCUCCCGAUGAGAUUUUUCAAACACCCAUGGAUGGAUCGGACCCUUUCGCAGAAUCACCGGUGCGACCUGAGCACGCAAAAGAAGAGGUGUUUUCGACCCCUGAGAGAUCAAAUGGCCUUUCCUUGACAGGCACCCCUGCUGAUGGCGAGAAAAUCACGGUGGAUCAUAUUAAGAAGUUUAUCCGAUUACAUCGUGCACAGAUCAAAGAGUUGGAAGAGUGUAUCCGACAAGAAAAGAAACUCAUCGCCAAGCUUUCUAUGAAUCUAUCAAGUCAUCACGACUUUUCUGAAGAGGGAGAGUUGGAUGACGGCAAAUCAAUGGAAGACUUUGAAGAUUAUCUGAACGAUCUCGACGAUAUGCUUGAACGAAAAAUCGCAUGUGUCGAAACCUUGAAGGAACGCGUCAAAGUUGAACUUGGCGAUGACGAAGACAUGAACGACAGUUUGUAA
Molecule: messenger RNA, 2457 nt
Organism: Radiomyces spectabilis
Lineage: Eukaryota; Fungi; Mucoromycota; Mucoromycetes; Mucorales; Radiomycetaceae
Product: P-loop containing nucleoside triphosphate hydrolase protein
Exons: 8
Coding region: 1-2457 (818 amino acids)
Biological process (GO): microtubule-based movement
Molecular function (GO): microtubule binding; microtubule motor activity; ATP binding
Source: RefSeq, a predicted model, not a curated record